This is a messenger RNA of Rotaria sordida, 3217 nucleotides long. NCBI's taxonomy places the organism in Eukaryota, Metazoa, Rotifera, Eurotatoria, Philodinida, Philodinidae. The record is from the annotation of a GenBank genome assembly.
CCAUAGGUCCUCAAGGGCUAUUCUAUAGAAGUACCCAUAGGUCCUCACGGGCUAUUAUAUGAAGGAAUCCAUAGGUCCUCUAGGACUAUUAUAUGGAGGUACCCAUAGGUUCCCAUGGGCUAUCCUAUAGAGAUACCCAUAGGUCCUUAAGGGCUAUUAUAUGGAGGUACCCAUAGAUCCCCAGGGCCAUCCUAUAGAGGUAUCCAUAGGUCCUGAAGGACUAUUAUAGAGGUGCACCACAUGCUAGGGUUCAUUCUGGAAAAAAAACAAAGUUCGAAGUUCUCGGAGGAUGAUUAUCCGACCUCUCAAUGACUCCUUAUGGGACAUGGUCUGCACUAUAAAUAGGGGUGCACCAUGUGCUACGGUUCAUUCGGAAAAAAAAACAAAGUUCGAAGUCCUCGUAGGACGAUUUUCCUACCUCUCAAUGACUCCUUAUGAGACAUGGUCUGCACUAUAAAUAGAGGUGCACCACAUGCUAGGGUUCAUUCGGAAAAAAAACAAAGUUCAAAGUCCUCGGAGGACGAUUUUCCUAUCUCUCGAUGACUCCUUUUGAGACAGGCUCUCCACUAUAAGUAGGGGCGCACCACAUGCUACGGUUCAUUCUGAAACAAAAACAAAGUUCGAAGUCCUCGGAGGACGAUUUUCCUACCUCUCGAUGACUCCUUUUGAGACAUGGUCUGCACUACAAAUAGUGGUGCACCGCGUGCUAGGGUUUAUUCUGAAAAAGAAACCAAAGCUGGAAGCCCUCGUAGGACGAUUUUCCUACCUCUCGAUGACUCCUUUUGAGACAUGCUCUCCGCUAUAUAAUAUGGUGCACCACAUGCUACGGUUCGUUCUGAAAAAAAAACAAAGUUCGAAGUCGUCGGAGGACGAUUUUCCUACCUCUCGAUGACUCCAUUUGAGACAUGGUUUGCACUAUAAAAUAGGGUACACCACAUGCUGGGGUUCAUUCUGAAAAAAAAAAACAAAUUCGAAGUCCUCGAAGGAUGAUUUUCCUACCUGUCGAUGACUCUGUUUGAGACAUGGUCUCCCCUAUAAAUAGGGGUGCACUAUGUGCUACGGUUCAUUCGGAAAAAGAAAGCAAAGUUCGAAGUCCUUGGAGGACGAUUUUCGUACCUUUCGAUGACUCUUUUUGACUUAUGGUCUCGACUAUAAAUCGGGUUGCGCCGAGUGUUAGGGUUCAUUCGGAAAAAAAACAAAGUUCGAAGUUCUCGGAGGACGAUUUUCUUACCUCUCGAUGACUCCUUUUGAGACAUGGUCUGCACUACAAAUAGGGGUGCACCGCGUGCUAGGGUUUAUUCUGAAAAAGAAACCAAAGCUGGAAGCCCUCGUAGGACGAUUUUCCUACCUCUCGAUGACUCCUUUUGAGACAUGCUCUCCGCUAUAUAAUAGGCUGCACCACAUGCUACGGUUCAUUCUGAAAAAAAACAAAGUUCGAAGUCGUCGGAGGACGAUUUUCCUACCUCUCGAUGACUCCAUUUGAGACAUGGUUUGCACUAUAAAAUAGGGUGCACCACAUGCUGGGGUUCAUUCUGAAAAAAAAAACAAAUUCGAAGUCCUCGAAGGACGAUUUUCCUACCUGUCGAUGACUCUUUUUGAGACAUGGUCUCCCCUAUAAAUAGGGGUGCACUAUGUGCUACGGUUCAUUCGGAAAAAGAAAGCAAAGUUCGAAGUCUUCGGAGGACGAUUUUCCUACCUCUGGAUGACUCUUUUUGAAUCAUGAUCUCCACUAUAAAUAGGGGCGGGCGAGGUGCUAGGGUUCAUUGGGAAAUAUAAAGGAAAGUUCGAAGUCCUCGGAGGACGAUUUUCCUACCUCGCGAGGACGCCUUUUGAGACAUAGUGUCUCCUAUAAAUAGGGAUGUACCAUGUGCUAGGGUUCAUUCUGAAAAGAAAGAAAGUUCGAUGUCCUCGGAGGACGAUUUUCCUUUGUCUGGAUGACUCUUUUUGAGGCAUGGUCUCCGCUAGAUGGUGGAUACGGUAUUUUUCCGGUGUAUUCCGUGAUGGAUAUGGUAUGUUUCCGGUGUAUUCCGUAAUGGAUACGGCGUGUCCGGUGUGUUCCGUGAUGGAUACGGUACGUCUUCGCUGUAUUCCGUGAUGAAUACGGUGUGUCCGGUGUGUUCCGUGAUGGAUACGGUGUGUUUCCGGUGUAUUCCGUAAUGGAUACGGUGUGUCCGGUGUGUUCCGUGAUGGGUACGGUGUGUUUCCGGUGUGUUCCGUGAUGGAUACGGUGUGUUUCCGGUGUAUUCCGUGAUGGAUACGAUGGAUUUUCCGGCGUUUUCCGGUGCACGGAAAAGUUUUGUAAUUGACUGGUUCCUGGUACGGUGACUUUCCGGCCGGAAUACUGCCCCCUUUCCAGUAUUGUUCCGGUCAGUUCCGGCAGGAAUUGCACGGGAACUGGCGGGAAUUAGCCGGAAAAUGCGCCGAUUCCUGCAGGUUCCGGUGGGAUCCGUUGACUGGAAUCAUCGACCUAGGUAUAAUUCAAAUCAUAUCUUUCAUGAUCACCCACUAAGUCAGUUGUUGUGACAUAUAAUGAGUGGUAAUCUUCUUACGUUUACAAUGAUCGGAGAUUAUUCGUUAGAUGAUGUCAUGACUCAGAUCAGUUUGCUCUUGUAAUAGAUCACUUGUAAUAUAAGAAUCAUUAUUAAUAAGAAAAUAGAUCUGUUUGAUAUUUUCAAAUGUCAUCAGGUUACAGAUCCGUCGGAUCAUACUUUGUCUUCAACUUAUUCCCGACUUUUACGAAACAUUUCUAUUGUCUUUCAAUUGUUCUUAGAGAUAAAACCCGAUCGCUGAAAACAAAAUAUAGUUUAGAACGAACUUAAGUGCCACAGCGAAUGUUUUUCUGAUUUAUCUAAAUCAGGGACGAACAACUUUGUUCAAAAUUCUAAUAGUACUAUAUCAACUAAAAUAUUUUAGAGCACUAUUCCGACUAGAGAAAUUUCCUUAAGCCUUCUAUAAAAUAUCGAAUUUGUUCAGUAGUAAAAACCAAAUGUUCUUUUUAAAUUUUUCAACAAAUAUGUAUAUUUCGUUUUUUAAUUUUCAAUUUAGUUAUCAAGAAGCAAUUGGUCUUGAAACGGAAUAUAAUCAAUUAGAAGAAUCUAAAAAUACUGAUGAAUUAAUUAAAUUUUAUGAAACGUACAAUGAACAAUGGUGUGCAAUGAUUGAUUCAUCUACGGAAAAGGAAUUUGGUAAUGGUGACACUACUUUUGGUAUGCCCUAA